This is a messenger RNA of Rattus rattus (black rat), 4112 nucleotides long. RefSeq names its product R3H domain and coiled-coil containing 1 like (gene R3hcc1l). The record is from RefSeq and is a predicted model, not a curated record. The transcript is spliced from 7 exons. Bases 74 to 2401 code for a protein of 775 amino acids. Lineage: Eukaryota; Metazoa; Chordata; Mammalia; Rodentia; Muridae.
GCGAGCGGAAGAGCAGGCGCUUCACGGUGGCGGCGGAAGUGGAGAGCUACAGCGUCCCGAUCAAAGUGGUGCCAUGCAGCAAGAAGCAGAGAGAUGCAGAGUUCGAACCAAAAGGCCUGACAUGGCACUUUAUGUACCUAAAGCUCGAAGGGGAGCAGCUCUCCUCAAGUCAGGUGACCAGGAAGAAAACCAGGGGCCUCCUGCCUUUGUGCUAAAAGAACAAAAAGAAGAUUGUCUUCCCCAGAAGACUUCUGCAAGCAAACCCGAGUCCCACAGACUAAGUGCAGGCCAAUCUGGUAGAAAGGAUAGUAACUGUAGGGAAGGAAAGAGAUCUCCACCAAAACUAAGGAAAGACAGGUCCCCACCAAAAAGGAAUAAAGAGAAGGCUUGUUCUAAGAGAGGAACUGGAAAACCCAUAGAAGCCUCAUCCCGAGAACAUCAGCACAGUGCUCACGAUGCUGCAGCUGUAUCUAGCGUACCUUUACGAAGACUUUUUAAACCAAAGGAGAUGGAGUGUGUGGAAGUUCAGACUUCAGGAGGGACAGGACCCUGGGGGGUGCCUCCAUCACAGUCUUCCUCAGAAGUCAGUGCUGCACAGGUUCCAAACAGACCGUUCCAGAAUGUGGAACUCUGUGAUUUCAGUGGGGAAACUUUUGUAAAUAGAAAUUUGGAAAGCAGCAUUGUAACUGAGGCCAAAGUUAUAGAACUAGUCUCUCAGUUUCCUCAAGUUGUUACAACUAUGCUGAAACCAGAUGGUAUGGCUAUGCCAGGGACACUAAGUUCUGAUUCUGAAACUGCACCGUAUGGUAUGGAAACAUCACAUGGGGUAUCAAAGCACAGUCCUGGGAACAUCUCUGCAGUUUCUGUUCCUGGAGGGCCAGAUGAUGCUGCACAUCCAACUUUUGUAGACUUCGAAGCUGAAAGUGAGAGUACAGUCAACAGUACAGAGUCUGUCUUGGGUCAAAAAGGUGUAGAUUCCAUUUCUGAGACUAUGGGUAACGUUUCUCUUAAAAUGGCUAUAGUCAGCAAGCUAGAGAGCACAAAUGGUAUUAUUGACCCAGCAGUGACUGGAGAGUGUAGGAAUGACAGCUCUGCUGAUGAGUUGUGUGUGAAGUCUGAACCUUCCGAUACAGUGGACCUUGUUCAUGAAAUAGACACAGGUAAUGGAUUUAGGGAUGUAUGCGACAGUGCCAGCAAGGCAGGUAUGGUGGACAUUGCAGGUACAGUUUGUGACCCUGUGACUGUAGGCAGCCCUUGUACAGCUGCAGUUAGAGAAUCUGGUGAGAGUAGUGGCAACAUGAGAAAUUCCUCAGAUUAUAUAGAAAUGAGUGCAGAUGUAGCCCGACUUGAUUUAGCUAAGAGUGAGACGAACUCUGAAAACAGUAGCAGCCUAAAUGCUUGCUCAGAUAUUUAUGCUGGGAGUAUUGCAUCUGGUUUUACAGCGUCAACAGGAAAGUUGACAGAAAGUGUGUCAGAUUGUGCUUCCUCUUUACCCAUAAAGAAGACUGCUGAUAGUGACAUUACCCCUUGUCUGGACUCUGAACUGAGCAUGUCGAAUGGAUCAGGCAUACUUGUGGAGAGUGCCUUGGCCAGUGAUCUGGAUACUACUGAGGAGAUGACAGAGGCCUUGCAUGACCUAAGAACUGCUGAAGAAUUUAAAACAAAAGAGGAAGAUGACUCAGAGAGUAGAGUGUGUGGCAUACCAUUUUCUGAUUCAUCUGUGGACACAUCUGUAGAUCUAAAAACAACAGACACUUCUCAUGCACAAGGAAGUAUUGCUGUGGAGGAAAGCUGGGAGUCUAUGUUUAAUGAUGAUGGUGAUUGUGUAGACCCUCGUCUUCUACAAGAGUUAUCAGGAAAUAUGAAGAACAGAAAAAGUAUCCAGGAGCCUAGAUUUGAUUAUUACAGCCAUGAACUUCCUGAUAUUGACCUCAGUGAAUGUGAAUUCCCACAUGUCAUUGAAAUUUAUGACUUUCCUCAAGAAUUUCGUACAGAAGACCUUUUGCGGAUUUUCUGCAGUUACCAAAAGAAAGGAUUUGAUAUUAAAUGGGUAGAUGAUACUCAUGCCUUAGGAGUUUUCUCCAGUCCAAUCGCAGCUCGAGACGCCCUGGGUAUUAAGCAUACUAUGGUGAAGAUCCGGCCCUUGUCACAGGCCACAAGAGCAGCCAAGGCCAAGGCUAGGGCUUGUGCUGAGUUUCUUCAGCCAGCAAAGGAGCGACCUGAGACUUCAGCGGCCUUAGCCAGAAGGCUGGUCAUCAGUGCCCUUGGGGUUCGAAGCAGACAGAGCAAAACUGAACGGGAAGCCGAACUCAGGAAGCUGCAGGAAGCCCGAGAAAGAAAACGACUGGAAGCCAAGCAACGGGAAGAUAUCUGGGAAGGCAGAGACCAAUCUGUGGUUUGACAUCACUUACUCAAAGGAAUGAAUCCAUGGAUUAGGAUGUGUUUGAUAUUCUUGAGACAAGAGGAUCUUUCCAGAGCUGUGCACAUGCAGAUGAGCAUGUUAAAGAAAACGGGAACAAGACAGAAGACUGGAGGGCUUAGAGAGAACGAGCAGUCCAGUCCUCACUCCUGAAUUCAGACCUGUCCACUGGAGUAGAGAUGUUAACAGGCACUGUCAUAGGAAGGAAAAUGGAAGAAGUGGCUUUCUAAGAGUCCUGUGUGGAGCAGGCCAUGUUAGUGUGGAUCCCGCCUCCAGGAAGUCUGAAGCAAAUGUAAAGCAAAACAGAGGAUUCGAGCCUGCAGUGACAGGAGUUGGAGGUCCAUGGCAGGGUGUUCCUCCGUACUUCAGAGUUGAGCACUGCAGAAUUAGGACAGCAAGGGGAAGUGGAAGCAACUCCCAGACACGAGUGCCUGGUGCACCGGUCACGGACAGAGACUACACUGCUGGCUGCAGAACUCCAAAGCCACUGACCCUUCGGCACAUCGUGGGCAUUUGGACUCCUGAGUUUGUACUAAGCUUGGUGUCUGGCACUGCUCCAGCUACACGGCAGCCAGGGGUCUGCCACCUUCCUUCCUCAUGAAGACCAGUCCUAGGAGCUGAGUGCCAGCACCAGUUUAAUCAGUGAUAUGUUGUGAGAGGGAGAAAUUAAAGGCUAUUUUAUAACAUAAAUCAUUUUGGUGUUUAUAAAUCUUGAUCCCCCACCCAAAACCAACAACAGAAGAAAACAGAAAAACCUGUAGAUGAGUUCUCUAGUCUUCAUGUCUCUGAUGCUGUGCCUGCUUAAACAGGUGCUAACUUUGAUCAGUCCAGCGCGUAUAGUGCUUGCGGGCUUUCCUGCCCUAGAGUAGACCCCUCAGUGACCAUCUUGGCAGUUCUGUGUGGCAGCCUCCCUGGCCUUCAUCUGCUCAUGUAUCUUCCCUCCACCUCUUGCAUUUUUCCAUAGCUGUCAAGUCUGAUGCCCUAUAGGAAACAUCUGGCACCUCUGCUCCUGGUACGAUCUGAGCCUGUGCAGAGGGUUUGGCGAGCAGCACCAGACCAUGCAGUACAGUGGUGAGCUGCUAGGAUAACCAGUGAACUGUUUCCAGAAGGACAUGGACAGGGUAGAGCCUCCAGCUCAGGCGCUCUCUGUCUACAGCUCCUCCUUGGAUGGGUUUGGAAGGUAGUUCUGUGCUAAAGAAACGGAAGUGCUAGUCUUUAAGGUGCUGAGGUGGCAGAAACUCGUGUCACAUUGUGUUUUCAACUAGGGCAGAAGCUUCUUUUUAUACCCAUGACAAUGAUGGAUUAUUGGCUUUGUCUAGAACAUGGUAGAAUGGGGCUCUUCAAGUAUCCCUCAGAUGACACCAGCCUUGGGUCUGAGUCCUGAGCUGUCCUUGUUGCUAGUCCCAGCUUGGAGCUUUGUCACAGUUCUUCAGCAUUGUUUCUUCAUCCCACGUUUGCUUUCCCAGUGGCCCUCCACAGUGCCAUCAGUGGGCAAAUGCAUCGGUUUUGACCCUCUAUUUCCACUUAAGUCUUUGGCUUCCAUUUGUAGGGUCUGUGCUGUUUUUACUGUUUACUAUGCUCAGUUUGAGCAGUGGAUACAUUGAAAGAAAAGACCAAGGACUCUAGUAUUGGCUUUGAUUAAUUUUUAUGUUGUUUAUUAUUAAUAUAGUAUAAAUAUAUUUAUUUUAUAUUA